CCCCACCAAAGGUAUCCUCCGUAUAGCUAUCGGGGCCCUCCGAUGCGAGGAGAGCGGAGGUAGAAAAGCCCCUCGACGGCCACAUUUGAAGCUGCAGAAUUCCUAUUUUCUUUUACUUUUCCAUCUCUCCCUUUACGUCUCCUUGAUGGACCAAAAUACUCACCACCCAUCGAGUGAACAAUUGGGCAGAACCACAGACCGACUUGCCCUCUACCAGCAGCAGCUUAGCUCUCCUACUUCUACUACACCACAAGCAAGCACAUCACCGACUACUACUACAAAAUCCACCGCACCAAUGUCUCGCGAUCCUAUCACCUGCCAUGUUCUCAACACCCUGACGGGAACCCCCGCCGCGAACCUCCCCGUCACUCUGACCCUCCUCUCCUCCCCGUCCAGCAGCGCUCAAAGCCCCGUCAACUUCCAGGCCACAACUGAUGCCGACGGACGAGUCAAGAACUGGACGCCCAUUACCACAGCUGCCAAAAGCGUGCCUGAGAUCCUCUCGUCCCUCCCGGCAGCCGAUAGCAAAACCAACUGGUCCGUGCGAUUCGAGGUCGGACCCUGGUAUGAGGCACAAGGGGUGGAGAGCUUCUGGCCAGAAGUCGAAGUCAAGUUUACAGUCAAGGGACGGGGACGGGAGGGCGAAGAGGGAUGGCGGCAUUAUCAUGUUCCUGUGCUGUUGGGACCCUGGAACUAUUCGACUUAUCGGGGAUCGUGAGGAUGAUAAAACGGAUCUUAUCGAUUCUGAUGUCAGUUUCAUCUUGGAAUGACGUAUAUGGAUAUGUCUGAUUGAUACUGGCAGAUAUGACGGUUUAGAUAGAGAUACUACUGCAUAAUGUUCUAAUUCUGCCACGCUUCGUUGAAUUCACAAAAUUGACUGCAUAAUGCUCUUAUGA
Molecule: messenger RNA, 896 nt
Organism: Aspergillus wentii DTO 134E9
Lineage: Eukaryota; Fungi; Ascomycota; Eurotiomycetes; Eurotiales; Aspergillaceae
Product: hydroxyisourate hydrolase
Exons: 1
Coding region: 146-718 (190 amino acids)
Biological process (GO): purine nucleobase metabolic process
Molecular function (GO): hydroxyisourate hydrolase activity
Source: RefSeq, a predicted model, not a curated record